Molecule: messenger RNA, 1078 nt
Organism: Aegilops tauschii subsp. strangulata
Lineage: Eukaryota; Viridiplantae; Streptophyta; Magnoliopsida; Poales; Poaceae
Source: RefSeq, a predicted model, not a curated record
UGCACCCCACACCGCCGUCGGCUCCUUCUCCCAGCCUGCCGGUCCCCGCCGUCUGCGUCCACGGCGUCGUCGUCGUCGUCCUCGCGUGCACACGGCAAGAGGAGCACGGGAGACGUUGCUGCGCCGCCGCCUCCGCCUCUGCUCGCCCUCCCGUUGUCGUGCCGUUUCCUCCUCCACGCCCCCUCGGUCCUCAGCAGGAGGAGUGCGGCUCCCCGCUGCAGCUGCUCCUGCUCAAGGACGAGGUGAUGAAGAUCACCCCCGUGCAGAAGCAGACGCGCGCCGGCCAGUGCACCCGCUUCAAGGCCUUCGUCGUCGGCGGCGACAGCAACGGCCACGUCGGCCUCGGCGUCAAGUGCGCCAAGGAGGCGGCCACGGCCAUCCGCGGCGCUAUCAUCCUCGCCAAGCUCUCCAUCGUGCCCGUCAGGAGGGGCUACUGGGGGAACAAGAACGGCCAGCCCCACACCGUCCCAUCGCUAGUACGCGCGGAAUCAGCAGCAAAGCGGUGGAAUUUCAGGCGGAGGAAGGAUUUGACCGGCAGCUCAGGUGCCCGCCCCCUGGGGGUCUGAAAUCGUGGCCGCCCGCGUCCCCCAGAAGGUGCUGCCGUCCGCCGGCAUCGAUGAUGUCUUCACUUCCUCUCGUGGAUCCACCAAGGUAGAGGGACAAAAAUUCAAGAUUCAAAUGAGCGACUCAAAUUCAGGAUUUGAGUUACCAACGUAGUGUCUACGACUAGCUGAUGGUUCAAGAGUUCGAAGAGGGUAUUGCGCUGAGCUGGAAGAGAAUGCUGACCAGCGUCGCCUCUUGCCGUCAAGGUCACUGUUGAGCCGCCUUCUUUCCUUCAGAGGCUUAUUGUAUUGCUACAGAUUUCUGCUACUAUCCACUCGCCCAUUGCAUAGAAAGAUCCAUUUCCCUCCAAACUCUAUCAUGCUUGGUUUUUGUAGCGUGUACUUUCCUUGCAUAGUUCCGAGUUUUAGAUCUAUUGGGCCACUGUUGAACUGUACAUAUUUUAGAUCUUGGUUCUACUUUUCAUUUCAGAAAAAUGUUAUCUUUUCAAUUAUAUUUAUUGUUUUAAGAUAUGUUA